CAGAAUCUCCAGUGGUGAUAUUUCGUACUUUUACAUCAGAAUCUACAAAACCUGAAUUCUUUGAUCAAAGACUCAAAAGCAAAUAUUCAUCAACAACAUUAAGUCGUUUAUGUAUAAGUAAUAUAACAAAAGAUGAAUUGGGAAUAUAUUAUUGUGGAAAAUCACGUUCAAUAGCUCUACAGCUCAGCAAUGGAACUAAACUUUACAGCACUGAAACUGUCCAUCAGAACAUGGCAGAAGAGAAUGAUAAACCCCAUCAAAUGCAGCACAAAACAACCUCAACACUUUGGGCUCUGACGCUUACAUCCAUCUCACUGAAUGUCCUGCUGUUUAUUACAAUAAUAGGUUUGUCCGGAAAAAGUGGGAAACCGUAUCAGAAUUUCAAAGCGAAGCAGUUUCAUGACCUGAAAACAGAUGAGUUUACUGAAGUGGAGUUCCGUCUGUGUGAAUAACAUUCAUCAAGACCAACGGCACUUACAUCUCACAAUCAAUAAAAUGAAGAAAACAAACUUAGAAAGACAACAGAUGAUAAACAAAAACCUCUUUCUGACUCUGUCAUAACACUUCCUGAUAGAGUAAGAGUGAAGUCAACCUGCAUCUCUCUGCAGAAGAGUUAAAUGAUCAGAGAAUGAAGACCACACCACCUUUAUUGUUCUAUCUCCUGCUGUGCUGUCAAACUACAGAGAGUUUAACUCGUAAACGGGUGAUUUUAGGUGGAAAUGUGACAUUGGACUGUAAGCUUGAUAACAAAGAAAUUUAUUGGCUCUUCAUGAAACCGCCAGAAUCUCUAGUGGUGAUAUUUCGUACUUUUACAUCAGAAUCUACAAAACCUGCAUUCUUUGAUCAAAGACUCAAAAGCAAAUAUUCAUCAACAACAUUCAGUCGUUUAUGUAUAAGUAAUAUAACAAAAGAUGAAUUAGGGAUAUAUUAUUGUGUAAAAGCCAACACAACAGGUCUACAAAUCAGCAAUGGAACUAAACUUUACACCACUGAAACUGCCAACCAGAACGUGACAGAAGAGAACGAUCAACCACAACAGAUGCAGCACAACAAAACCACAACACUUUUGGCUCUGAUGCUUACAUCAAUCUCACUGAACGUCCUGCUGUUUAUAACUUUAAUAGUUUUGUUAACGCCCAGAUGUAGGAAACCGAGGCACAGUCCAAAACCACAUCAAAAAGUUGAAGCACAGCCGUUAGACGACCUGAGCGCAGCUGAGUAUUCAGAAAUCGAGUUGCCCACGUACUCCAGAGGAGCUCAGCCCGGCCAGAUCAAUGGAAUAUACACCCUCCUCGAGAAACCAAAGCCAGAUGCCAGACACACAAAAACAUGAGUGUGGGUGGUUCUCGUCUGUCACCGUCACGAGACAAACACAACAAAAUUGAAUCCUAUUUAAGUCUUAGUCAAGGCUGUUUCCAUUUGCACAAGACUAUUUUAUUAUUUAUGAGAAUACAGACGAUCUGCAGCCAAGCAGCCAAUGUUAGAUGUACAUACCAAAGGUUCCUCCUGAGGAACUUUAACUUCAUGUUUUGUUGAGGAUAUAAAGCAAUCACAUGAUAUAUUGUCAAAUCAUGCAGAGGAUAGUGAGAAAAACAGGUCUAGACACUAGUGUUUCUUAAAAAUUGUACAAAGUUUGUCAUGUUGAUGCAUUGCUAAAUAUGGGCACGCUUCCUGUUUCUGAUGAAAAACUUCUGCAAAAUCUGACUCAACAACUUGAAAAUGUAUAAAAAAAAAGUGUAACUAAUGUGUACACGGUGAAUUUUUCUUUAAAAACAUCUACAAUCGACUAAAGGAAAUAUGCAUUGUUCAACCGCUGUAUACGUAAAGGAAUAACUCCCCCCCCCAAAAAACAUUGCGUCAUCAUUUAUUCGCCCUAAUGUGGUUUAAAACCUGUAUAUGACCUGUUUGUUUUGUGUAACACAAAAGAAGAUACUUUGAGAAAUGUCUCCGUGGGUUUGUGUCCAUACAAUGGUAGUCAAUGAUGUUUGUUACCAACAUUCUUCAAAAUAUCCUCUUUUGUGUCCAGCAGAAGAAAGAAACUCAUACAGGGUUGGAAU
Messenger RNA from Triplophysa dalaica, 2057 nucleotides. RefSeq lists its product as uncharacterized. The transcript has 8 exons. The record is from RefSeq and is a predicted model, not a curated record. Bases 629 to 1333 code for a protein of 234 amino acids. Lineage: Eukaryota; Metazoa; Chordata; Actinopteri; Cypriniformes; Nemacheilidae.